Molecule: messenger RNA, 1161 nt
Organism: Rotaria sordida
Lineage: Eukaryota; Metazoa; Rotifera; Eurotatoria; Philodinida; Philodinidae
Source: the annotation of a GenBank genome assembly
AUGGUAUCGCCCACAGAAAUGAUUCGGAAAGCAUCGGCUCCGGAUGAGUAUAUCUGGCAAUAUCAGACGUGUGCUGAUCCAUGGGAUACAACACAAAUACCUGAAUGGAAACUUUAUCCUGAUGAUACAUCAUCAGCCAUCGAAAAAGCCUACAAACGUGGCGCCGAAGAGACAUUUAUUAAUGAAAUUUAUCGUAUUGAUUUGAAACACUUUGUACAACAGCAUAUUGAUGAUGGGAGCCGACAACGACCCAUUCGACGGCAACAUCGUUUUCCUCCGCCUAUUUCCAGUGACGUAGAGACCAGAAACGAAUGUCGACGUCGUGAACGAUUAUCUUUUCCUUUGGGAUUGGUUUCAUCUCGUAAUACAAGUGUAGAUACAAAUUUUCAUGGUUCACCUUUUAUUACCGAUUGGUUAUUGAAGUUCACCAAGGGAAAACUGAAAGUUACAUUCGAUUCUAUCUUUCCUGUCCUUGUGCAAGGUUUGAAGCAUGAAGGACAUACUGCAUCAGAAAAUGUAGUGCAGGAGAUCGUACAAAGUUUGAACAUGGUUAAAGAUGAAACUUUUGGGAAGAAAGACAAAAAGAGAGUAGAAAAGCUACAAGAUUGUUGUGUUAAACUUUACACAAAAGACUGUUAUAUCUAUCGUGUAGUUAAUACUGCAUUGCGCGACGAUGAUCGAACUAAACUGGACACUCUUGGACCUUACUGUUAUCUCGUUUACAAUAAUAUUGGUCGACGUCUUAAAGAUUAUCUUUCGAUUCGUCAUCGUCUUCGACAAGCUGUUCAUCCAACAGAAUCUCAAUCGAUGAUAGUCUAUCGUGGCGAUCAUAUAUCUCGUGAAAUUAUAGAAGAAUAUCGACAGGCAGCUGGAAACCAUAACCAAUAUUUUAAAUGGCUUUCAUUCGUUUCGACUUCACUCAGUAGAGAGGUUGCCGAAAGCUUCGGAUGCAAUGUUUUGUAUAUUAUUGAAUUACAACGUCAUUUGACUAACGAUCAAUUUACAAAUUUACGGAGAACCAGUUUCAUUGAAGACGAAGAAGAAAUUCUAUUACGACCAGGAAUGAGAUUUCGAGUGGACAAAGUGGAAUUUGAUGAUUUGACAGGACGACAAUUAGUUCACAUUAAAAUUGUCCCAUCGUACGUAUUCAAUUUAAGAUGA